UCUUCAAUGUGCUUGUCUUCGGUGCCGUGAAUUGCAUCAAGGAAUUUUUUUGUUUGUAGGGGUUUUAUUUUUUCUCUUAUCGGUUUUUCCUCUUUUAAUUUUUCAAAGAAAAAGAAAGAAGAGUGCGGUGAUGAAGCAAUUUUUUGUGGACUAGAGUUUCUGAUCUGGGUUUUUCCCAGAAGUUGAAGACUAACCCUUGGCUGUCUGAGUACCCUUCUUCAUUCUUCUUCUCCUUUUGUUUUCGUAAUUUUUUAAUGAAUUUUGUUUUUUUUUUGGUUAUAGGAUGAGGCUAAUGAUGAUAAUUAAAUAAUCUUAGCGGAUUUCAGUGAGAUUUUAUUGUCAAUGAUCUGAUUGUUACACACACUGAGGCCUUUUCUUAUAGUCUUUUGCAAUUUUAUUUUUGAAAUUAAAAAAAAUAAAAAAAGGGAUUUAAUUUAUGCUAUGAUGAGAUGAAAACACGUAAAGUGUUGAUGGGCAGUGGAGUUGGAUCUUCUUAUUGGAAGGUCUGCCGUGAGCCCUCUUUUUUUAACGACUUCUCCUUCCACUGAGCUCUAAAUCUGUAAAUCCCUUUCAUUUCCCAAAAAAGUUCUUAAUUUUUUUGUGAAUAUUAGUAUUAGUUUUUUGUUAAAAUAAGAGGGAAAAACAGCGUCUAUUACCAAUUCUGGGGGAUAAUUGGUUCCUCUUGGCAUAAUGGCUCAGACGCGAUAUUGAAAUAUGUGGUUAUCCUGAUUGUUGGCUUUUUCUUUAAUGUCAUUUGAUCCUGGAAACGCCACAAACACUGUUCUUCCUUCGACUGUCCUUAAUCUGGAAUGGAAAUUUAAAGGACCAAGAGUCAUAACGUUGUCUGAUUAAAGUCAUGGAAUUUGUAUGUAUGGAUGCGAAAUUGGAGUUGAUUAAUAACCAAAGUUUGUAAAUUGAAAUGAAGAAUGUGGAAAAUGCAGAAGAUUUUGAUUGGUGACUGAUGAUGAGGUGAGUCUGGAGCAUGAACAACAGAUUCUGUAUGGUGAUAGAUAGUUAUAUGGGUUGAACCAGUUUUUAGUUGUGAGCUAUGGUUGUAACUGGUAAAGUAAGCUGAAUUGAUGGCUAAACAAGAACCAAAAGGUUGUGUUCUUAACAGGACAGAUUAUAUGAAACCAAUUUGGCAUUUUGACGGAUUGAGAUUAAAACAUUUGGGAAUAUUCUUUGUUAAAAAAAGCGGAAUAACAUUGGGUUCAAUCAAAUUAAACUAAGGAUUUCUUCGAUUUGUUGUUGCUUCAUAAUUGAAGGGCAAGUGCAACUCGGAUGGAAAAGGCGUUUUUCUUGAUUGAUAUAAAAUGGAAAAUAAAGCGGGUUAGAUUUGAGUAGCCGUCUAAUUCAACCCAACCCACAACGUUAUGGAAUCAAGAUGAACUCUGGGCUGGGUAUAAAUAGAAUUCCAAAUGGAUAUGGUGGUCCAAGAGCAAAUACUGACUCCUCCUUUCAGAAGGUAGAGAGGCCGGGAGGGGGUGCUUUCUUCCACCCUUAUGCUUCAGAAGUGUAGAAGGCGAGUAAGCUAGUUACCUUGUUCAUGUUGGGUUAUGGGAGAACCUUGAACGGCAACCUUAUGAAAUCCUGAAGAAAGUGGCUGCUUUAAACUGUCAAGCAUUAUGGAUUCCGGUGCCGAAGCUUGGCUUGUUGAAGACGAGAGUGCGAGAGAAAUGUUAGACAGGGUUCUGACGGAGCGCCCUUUAUUGCUUCUUCCCCCUCUUCACAGGGUUCCUCUACGCGUCGGCAACAUCGUUGAGCUCGUAGGCCCUACUUCUUCUGCCAAAACCCACAUCCUAAUCCAGGCUGCCAUCACUUGCGUACUUCCCAAACAGUGGAAAGGGGUCGAUUACGGGGGAUUGGGGCAUUUGGCAAUGUUCAUUGACUUGGAUUGUCGUUUUGACAUUUUACGCUUUUCGGAAUUGUUAAACCAUAGAAUCAUGGAAGCAGCCAAUGGAUCAAGCAAUAAAGUAGGUUGCCAGAAAGGGGAGUCUGAAGCUCAAAAUGCAACAAUGAAACCUUACAAUGAGGAAUUGUUUGCGUUAUGCAUGAGACGGUUUUUAUACAUCCGUUGUUAUGAUAGUUCAGAAUUUCUUUCCACUCUCAAGACAUUACAUUAUCGGCUUCAAAAGGAAAAGGAAGCUCACGGUAUUAAUGUUCAUUUCCUAUUGAUUGACAGCAUUGGAGCAUUUCACUGGGUAGAUCGUGGUUCGUCAUCUUUUUUGCUGGAGGGUGAUAAUAGGAAAAGCUUGCAUCUCCAAAGUGUGUCACAAACUGUAGUUCAGGAGAUUAGAAAGCUCCUGUUGGUGCAUCCCAUGCUUGUGAUGGCUACAAAAGCAGCCAUCCUAGGCAACCGAUAUUCAAUGAACGAGUCAAGAUGGAAUAAUAGAAAAUGGCCUUCAACAGAUAACCCGCAUUCAAGAAGUGUAACAAGUAGUGAUCAGCAAGUUCCAUAUCGCGAGUUUAUGCCUGCUGUUUGGCAGUCCUUUGUUACACACAGGAUUCUCGUACGAGCCACAGAUGAUGAUUUUGUUAAUGGUGAGCAUCGAAAUGUCUCCAUAUAUCGAUCAGAAUGGCUGCUGCCACCACUGAAUUCCUUGGACAAAUUUAUUGUGGGAGAUACUGGUGUGUUCGUUCUUUCUUGAAUGUGUUACUGGGUUAUAACCUAUAACCUUCAGCAACUGGUUCCUUUGUUCUCACUCAACUGGUUCUUAGCAACCAGAGUGUAACUGGAGUUCAAUGAAUUGGGUCUUGAAUUAUAUUGAAACAACUGUUGUACGAAAGCAGCGAGAAAUUGAGGCACUCUUGAAGGAGCAAAUGACCUUAUCAUUGUUUUUCCGGAGAUGCAGCAACCGCCAUUCAUGCAAUGUCUAUUAGUGGUGUCAUGCCUGCUUGAUUUCACAGGACUAGGGUCCGGGAUAAAUUGCUUUCCUCAUGAAUGCCAGAGCUGAUGUUAGUCCCUGUGGCCUUUGAAAAUGAAUAUAUCAUCCAGGAACUGUAGACUUGUAUACAGGGUGCAGUUGCUAUGCACAAAGCAGAAAUUGACAAUAAUGUGCGGUUUAUCAUUAAAUUGUACUAUUAUUUUCAUCCUAUAACUGUUUUUCUUUAUUUUAUUUAUUUAUUUAUUUAUUUGGUUA
Theobroma umbraticum is the source of this 3140-nucleotide messenger RNA. It is a transcript of the gene XRCC2, whose product is annotated as homolog of X-ray repair cross complementing 2 (XRCC2). Gene Ontology annotation, biological process: double-strand break repair via homologous recombination. Lineage: Eukaryota; Viridiplantae; Streptophyta; Magnoliopsida; Malvales; Malvaceae. The record is from RefSeq and is a predicted model, not a curated record. Gene Ontology annotation, cellular component: Rad51B-Rad51C-Rad51D-XRCC2 complex; replication fork. Gene Ontology annotation, molecular function: ATP-dependent DNA damage sensor activity; DNA binding; ATP binding.